Messenger RNA from Rhipicephalus sanguineus (brown dog tick), 1626 nucleotides. Its product is annotated as monocarboxylate transporter 13. The transcript has 2 exons. Bases 1180 to 1611 code for a protein of 143 amino acids. The record is from RefSeq and is a predicted model, not a curated record. Gene Ontology annotation, molecular function: monocarboxylic acid transmembrane transporter activity. Lineage: Eukaryota; Metazoa; Arthropoda; Arachnida; Ixodida; Ixodidae.
UAUGGAGAAGCGAAGGGCUCCUGUUGCUAACACACGAGAACACUCUUUAGCUGCCAGCUGGCGCGCCGACCGAUGGGGCGUGUGCUCGAUGGGACGCAUAUCAAGUAAGGCGAGUGGCAGCGGCUUCAGGCAGUGCUAAUCUGAAACAACAGCGCGGUACACGCUUGCUUGGAUCAGUUGGCUUUAUAGGAAACCGCGUCGCGUGGGUGUGCACGUGUGUGUAGCACUUGGGAAGGACUCAGCUUGAUUUGAAGACGGAAGCUCCCGGCAAUACUCCAGAGAUGGGCCGCCUAUACGUCUCAUACAUGAUGGUUGUCUGCCAGAUGGCGUGCCGCGCAGCUGACUUCUUUAGUACAAUUUGCCGUCUCUGAAAGUGCAUACGAAGGUCUUGUGGAAUACCCCGGAAGUGGUGCCUCGAUGUGGAUGUUCGCUGUCAAUAGCGUGUGACGGAAGUGCUGAGGAAGGACUGAUAGUAUACGGAAUAGAAGGAAGCCUGCCACAAGGAAGUGCCUCGGCAAGGUUGUGAUCCUGCAGAAGCGUAGUUGCUGACGUCCGAGAUCUGCUGGAGACAACCGGCACGCAAGCUUUUGCAAAAUUAGGCUUUUGUCAUUCCACUUUCUGUUUUUGAUCGCAAGAGUCCAACCGGACGGAGGUCAGAAGAGUGCCGUUGGGUAUAGGAAAGUUGACGCUUAAAAGAAAGUUCCCUGGCAAGCAGUACUCUGACAGCUCGGACUUGUUGAGACGUGCCCGUUACCGCGUCAUACCUAAUGCCCCCGCUGGGACAACUAACAACACACAGCGCUCUCAUGAUGUGCUUGGCCAGAGCAGGUCUCACCGUGCGUGAUGUACUGGUUACAUAGCUCUGACAGUUACGCAUAACUGUGAGCUCUACGACAGGAAGGGGGAGGGAAGACACUAUCGUGACUAGGCAACAACAUUACGGCGAUAUUGUUCCUCUGGAAGAGUCGCGGAUUCGACAGAUGCCGAAUGGACGAAGUGGAAUCACUGGGGACGUCAUCUUCCAUUCUGAACCGAGUUCCUAAUCAAAGCGCCUUUGCUUUUUGGCGACCUUGACCUUGUUCUCCACGAAGAUACGUCUCUGUAAGAAACUGCCGAGCGUAGUCGGAGUCGGUGAACUUGUCUCAAACUAGGGCACCAAGUUUCAAGACGAAUCUCAAGAUGACGCAUCGCGAAUCCUCCUGGAACAGACGGCAUCAAGGUCCAGACGGGCCUUGGGCUUGGCUCGUGGCUUCGGCUGCGGCCUGGAAUCUCUUCUGGCUGAGUCUACUGCGUCGUUCGGGGGGUGUGAUCUUCGUCGCCCUGGUGUCAACGUUCGGCGAGAGCAGAGAGAGGACCAGUUGGGUCAUCAGUCUCAACAUGAGCCUUGCCAUGCUCUUAGGUCCUCUGUGGGGCUUGCUGACAAAGUUCCUGUCUCUGCGGACUCAGACCUUGUUGGGCUGCCUAAUCGUCGGCGUCAGCAGCAUCCUGUGCUACUUCGCACGCAGCCUGACCGCUGUGAUCGUCUUGCAAGGCAUCUGUGGUGGUAGGUUGAGUACUUCUACGCUCUUUUGCUCGCGUUCUUCGGCGUACCCUGUCUCCCGUACAUCUUGAAGCAACGAAAGACAC